UCUAAUAGCUGGCGGUAAUGCAACAUUUAUUGAAUGCCAACCGCCGGUAAACCUCAUCGAAGAAGAAAAUUAAGGCGGCGCUCCGUAGUUUUGAUACCUCCUAGCCAACUUCCGAUUCCGAACUUCCCAAGGAGAACGAAGACGGGCGAAACAACGCGAAGGUAGGCUAUGGCUCGCGGGCAACAGAAGAUUCAAUCCCAGCAAAAGAACGCCAAGGCGGCAGCUGCUAAAAAGAAGGGAGCAGCAGCAGACCAGAAGACUGCAGCCAAGGCAGCACUUGUCCACACCUGUCCUGUCUGCCGGACGCAGAUGCCGGAUCCGAAGACAUUCAAGCAGCACUUUGAGAGCAAGCAUCCCAAGUCCCCAAUGCCACCAGAGCUGGUUGAUGUUGAGGCUUAAAACGAUCACACACACACAACGGACCUACAGUUGGGAUACACGAUUUUAACACUGCGACUGGUAUAAUGGCGUCAAGGGACAUAACACUGAGACCCCUGGACAUGGGUGGGGGAAUAUUUGUGUGACGACGUACAAUGGGGGCAGAAGCUCACCAGCCCCCCAUCUUAUAUGUCCAACCACCCCUGAACGUCAGACUGUAUCGAAGCAACCAUCUUACUUCUAUGAGCCCAAGUUGAACACGUACAUCCCAUAUUCCUAUGCUGCUUCCUUCACUUAAUUCCUCUUUCAAUAACAUCUAGACUAAUUUACAAGUCUACAAGUUUCAUGACUUUUUUUGCUACUUUUUCUCAUCUGUAUACUGCUGUCCGACGUUUGCCCCCAACUCUUUUCUAUACCUCCUCCCAUGCACUCUUGUUCAGAUGUUCUUGAUCAUUUCUGCUUUCUUUGAGGAGGGUGUCAUGGAUUUGAUAUAAGGUCAAGACCGUGCCUGGUUCUGUCUAUAUAAAGACCCUGGUCGAAACGAGGCCAAAUCCUGUAGUAGUUUUGGUCUGUAUGCAAAGAUCACUUUUGAUAAUCCAUGUUGUAACAAUUUUUGUUGUUGCUUUUUACCAUUUCCAAUAAAUGUUGCGAUAUAUAUGGAAGCA
This is a messenger RNA of Oncorhynchus keta (chum salmon), 1043 nucleotides long. RefSeq names its product zinc finger protein 706-like. NCBI's taxonomy places the organism in Eukaryota, Metazoa, Chordata, Actinopteri, Salmoniformes, Salmonidae. The transcript has 4 exons. The record is from RefSeq and is a predicted model, not a curated record. Bases 169 to 399 code for a protein of 76 amino acids.